Megalopta genalis is the source of this 707-nucleotide messenger RNA. The record is from RefSeq and is a predicted model, not a curated record. NCBI's taxonomy places the organism in Eukaryota, Metazoa, Arthropoda, Insecta, Hymenoptera, Halictidae.
AUGAAACAAUGAACUUGACGACGAUCGUGUCGAUAUAAUACACGUACACGCAUGCGAACGAUGCCCUAUUGGCGUGAUGUGUCCCCGAUAAAUAUGAACAAAUUCCAAAUGGACGAACAAAAACCGACCACUAAACAAUGCUCUGGAUCUAAAUCUAAAUACGGGGAUAUUUGGACACGAUAAACGUUUGGAUCGAUCGCAUAAAAUCUAAAAAUAAAACUAAAAAGCAGACGGCGACAAUGCCAACGAACGUGGCGGGAAUGGGCGCGUUGACUGGCGGAGUAUCAGGAGUUCCCGCGACUGCGGUUCCCGGAGGACUUCAGAGCGCCAGUAUGGCGAGCAUCGAACUCGGCAAGAAGCGGAUGCGCGACUCCAAUGAUGACCUGCUAAUGAUGGACGUGAAGUCUGUCGGAUCGUUCUACUACGAGAACUUUGCCUUCCCAGGAAUGGUUCCGUAUAAACGACCGGCGGGCGACAAGUCCGGCAUGCCGGUCUAUCAGCCUACCAGUGCGACGACCUACCAACAGUUAAUGCAGUUGCAGCAGCCCUUCGUGCCUGUGUCAUGUGAGUACACUGGAACACCACCCCUACCCACCCAAACCUCUAACCAAUCGGUCGUGCAACCUCCGAACGUGCAAAGCAACCACCACGCGGUGGUGGUUCAGUCCUCCUCCUCCUCCCAGGGAACCNUUCCCAAAUUAUUCUGA